GUGAAGGUGUGAAGCGUUGUAUGUCGGUAUUAUUGAUUGUUUACAUUUCUGAUGAUAUUCAUAGAUUCAUUCACAGGAUUAACACUUUCGAGAUCUUCUAAAACAGUAUUAGAAGUUCAGUUGAUGGGUGAUUCAGCUAUUUAAUAGUUAUGCAUUGACUUUAGACUAGACUGCUGCUCAAGUCAAUAUCCCAUACUGCAGAUCUGUUGGUACUGUAUUGUACAGUAUAUGCAUUUUAUAUAGAAAACCAUUAAUUGGAUUAGAGAUUGCUUUCAAUAUGAGCAAGAAACUGGAUUAUUCAAGUGCUGAUUUUAUUGAAUCAACUCCAAACUGGCUCAGUAAAGCUAACAAGAACAGUAAGUUUGAUGAUUUAUUGAGAAAUGGCUGGGAUAAAGCCAUGGAAGAAGGAGUGUUUAGAUACACCAUGGGUCACCUUGAAACAAAAAUAUUAGAUGGACCCAAGCAAUAUGUAGCUCAGUUGAAUGUGAAGAGAGCAACAGACAGACGACAACCACAGAAUAUUACUAGUCUUAAUCAGCCCUUUAAUCCAGAUACAUUUAAUUUUACCAAAAUUAAAGAGACAGAAAUAUUGUUAACUAUAAAUAAUACAGAUGAUGAAAAAUCAAGUAAUAAUAAAGAAAUUAAAAAUUGUCUGACUCCUGUUCAGGAUAGAAAUUUGAUAAUAGUGAAUAUCAGUCCUCUAGAGUAUGGUCAUGUACUUGUAGUACCUCAAGUUGAUUCUUGUUUACCACAGAUAUUGACAAGGAAGGCUUUGCAAGUCGCUUUAGAAACAGUUUUACUUAGUGCUAGAAGGAGUUUUAGGUUGGGUUUUAACAGUUUAUGUGCUUAUGCAUCAGUGAAUCAUCAACAUUUUCAUGCUUAUUAUCUAGAACAUGAAUUAGUAGUGGAAUAUGGCCCAGUUCAACAUAUAACCGGUGUUUUAUAUCAGUCAGAUGUGAUGCCAGUACCUGGUUUUGUCUUUCAAACACAUGAAAAUUCAGUAUCGACACUUACUAGAGUAAUACAUAAAAUCACACAGUAUUUUCAGAAAAAUGAAAUAGCUCAUAGUGUAUUAUUAACAAGAGGGGCUGUAUUUAAUGAAGAUAAAACCAGUGAUAACAGAACGGUUAGAAUAUAUGUCUGGCCCAGACAAAAAUUUAAAGGUUCUAAGUCCUUGGUUGAAUUGCACGUUGCUGUGAUUGAACUAGGGGGUCAUUUACCUAUAAAAGGCAUGCCGCCUGAAGCAUUUAAUGUUGCUGUGGUAGAAAUGGGGGGACAUCUUCCCAUUAAAGAUGAGAAUUCCUACAAGAAUAUGACCGAAAAAGAAGCUGAUUCAAUAAUAGAAACAGCUAAACUACCAGAGGAAGAAUUCCAGAAAAUCAAAUCAGAUGUUACUAAAAUAGUAUUUGAGGAUUCUGAAGAUAAGAAUGAUAGUUGAUAAUGGUUUAAGUUAGAAUAUAUAUUCAUAUAUUUAUAGAUAAUGUGGAACGAAAUCUUGGUGCAAUGUCUUAUUUUAUGUUUUAUACAGUAUUUAACCUGGAAGGGACCAAAUGCAUAUUGCAUGAUAUAAAUAAUAUUAUAUCAAACUGUUAAUAAUUCACUUAAAGAUGCAUCAUGUAAGAUUUAGAUAAAGAGCUGACAGUUCCUACUGUAAUAGUUUUAAAAAAGAUAAUGAAAAAUGAAUAUAUUGAAAAUUUCAUUUAAAUUACUUUAUUCUGGGCGAAAUUCUAAGUUUUUUAAAGAUGCAACAUAGAUUAUUUAUUAUCAUAGCAUCGGUAGAUGGCAACCAAUACUAAGAUUAUCCAAUUUAUCGUUAAAUUUUUAAAAUCUUGUGUAUGUUCAAAUCCAUUUAAAUCUCAGCAAUCUGAUGUUUUAGAGAGUUGAUUAUUGGCAUGUUAUGUGAUAAAUGUCUAAAUAAUCAUUUAUAUAAGAUUUGAAACCAUUCAUUUAUUUUUUGAAUGGCAUUUGUAAUUGGAAAAUUAUCAAAUAAAACACUAUUUAUAGAUAUUAAUUAUUAUGGUUUAUUUCACGGCUAUGUUUCAACAAGAUUUCACAAGUCGUUAUCAUGCAAAUACACAAAUAGAUUUGAAGCCAAAAUAAAGACCUGCAAUAGGCUGAUUUACCUCUUACAUAAUGCAUCUUUAAGAUAUUUUAUUUAAAUACAAAUAUCAUGUACAAUGUUUUAUAGAUUUAAGUAUAACUGUUGAUAAGCUAUUUUAGUUAUAAUAUAUUUGCAUCUUUUUAUUGAAAACAUAAUCCACUAUAAUAUAAUGGCAUUUGCUCAUAUUUAGUUUAUAUAUUUUGGGGAUUAUGUACAAUACAUUUUUAGAGGUUUAUAUCUGUGUAUGGUUAAAGUAUUUUUAUGUCAUAUUAUACAUUUCUUGUUGUUCAAAAGUUACAACAAUGCUCCACUUUUCUACAUGAUCUGAUGUUGUAAUAUAAGAGAAACAUAUACUCAUCAAACAGCAGUAAUAUUUAAAAUCACUUUUAGAUAUGGUUAUUUGGUUGUGAGACAAAAGACAGUAGUUUAAAGCAAUAUGUGAACUAGAAUAAGUAAACCAACUAAAUCUUUCUAAACAAAAACUUUACCAUAUAGGACUGAGAAUGAGCCUGUCAGUAUGGGAGACUCGAGAGCAAUAAAAAUAUGAAUAUUCUCGCAAAGUUUGGGGGGCGGGGGUCUUUUGAGUUUUGAACUUACAUCGUUUUUGACAAAUUUUGAUAAAGAUUGCCACACACUAAAUCUGUGCAAAUGCUAGAAACAUCAGAAUAUACCCUAGAAAGCACAAUUUAAGGUUAGUAUUUCUAAAAGGUUGUGGCCCCUCAUGGGGAUAGGCUUGGAGGCCUCUUGCUCCUAGUCUGUCCCAUAAACUAUUUUGACCUAAAUCAAAGAGGUUUUGCUCCUUUAAAACAAAAUAUAUCAAAAUUUAUCUUAUCUAUGUCUUUAUUAUCCCUUUCAACCAGAUCUUGAUAUUUUUUACUAUAGAAUAUUAUGUCAUAAUUUAGAAAUGCUCUAGAUAAAAAGCAUAUCACUAUAUAAGAAAAAAAAAACUUUACUCCCUGAUGAGAAAUAUUGGAGAAUUGUUAUUGUAUUCCAAAGUUGGAAAGUUAUCUAGAACAUUUCAAGGAGGGUAAAAUAUAUGUAUUUCAUUUUUAUUUUCAAAAUAAAUUAUU
Molecule: messenger RNA, 3171 nt
Organism: Patella vulgata (common limpet)
Lineage: Eukaryota; Metazoa; Mollusca; Gastropoda; Patellidae
Product: GDP-D-glucose phosphorylase 1
Exons: 14
Coding region: 278-1438 (386 amino acids)
Biological process (GO): glucose metabolic process
Cellular component (GO): cytoplasm
Molecular function (GO): GDP-D-glucose phosphorylase activity
Source: RefSeq, a predicted model, not a curated record